GGCAGCCCUUUUUUUUUUAAUUAUUAUUUUUUAUUUUUUAUUAUUUUUAUUAUUUAUUUUUAAUACCACCCCGCCAUGGAGCGCAUCCCCAGCGCGCAACCUCCGCCCGUCUGCCUGGGCAAGAUGCCCGCCCUGGAGAGCGGAGACCUGCCGGGGCUGGACUUCGCCCACAUGUACCAAGUUUACAAGCCCAGGAGGGGGUUAAAGAGAAGCGAGGACAAUAAGGAGACCUACAAGCUGCCCCACCGGCUCAUCGAGAAGAAGAGGCGCGACAGGAUCAACGAGUGCAUCGCCCAGCUCAAGGACCUGCUGCCCGAGCACCUCAAGCUGACGACUCUGGGUCACCUGGAGAAGGCUGUGGUUCUGGAGCUCACCUUGAAGCAUGUGAAAGCUCUGACCAACCUCAUUGAGCAGCAGCAGCAGAAAAUAAUUGCUCUGCAGAACGGUUUACAAGCGGGUGACCUGUCAUCAAGAAACCUUGAUUCCAGCCAGGAAAUGUUUCGAUCUGGUUUCCAGAUGUGUGCCAAGGAAAUGCUGCAAUACCUGGCGAAGCAUGAGAACGGCAAGGACCUGAAGUCGUCCCAGCUGGUCGGCCACCUCCAUCGAAUGGCCUCCGAGGUGCUGCAGGGCGGAGCCGGCCGCAAGGCCGGAGACAUCCCUCCUAAAAUGGUGGACUCCAAAGAGAAACCCGUCUCCUUGACCAAAGUGGCGGAGGGACACGGGAAAAACUGCGUGCCCGUCAUCCAGAGGACAUUCGCUCACUCCAGCGGGGAGCAGAGCGGCAGCGACACGGACACGGACAGCGGGUACGGGGGAGAGCUGGAGAAAAGUGACUCCAAAUCCGACCAGCAGUAUUUCAAAAAGGAUACCGAACUCAAGUACGCCGUCCAGGAGAGAAUAAGCUCUAUUAAGCAAGAGACUGAGGACCCACCGGCCAAAAGGAGCAGGCUGGAGUCGCCGGAGUCCGAGGGUCCCUUUGGCAGCGACAUGAUGGGCUCUUCCAGCAGCUUCCUGGCUCCCCACGGGCACCAGCCCCCCCUGUGCCUGCCGUUCUACCUGAUCCCGCCCUCCGCCACCGCCUACCUGCCCAUGCUGGAGAAGUGCUGGUACCCGGCAUCGGUGCCCGUCCUGUACCCCAGCCUCCCAGCCUCCGCCGCCGCGCUCACGGGCUUCAUGAACCCCGAUAAAAUCUCCCCCCCUCUGCUGAUGCCCCAGAGACUCCCUUCUCCCGUCCCGGCCCACUCCCCUAUCGACUCCUCGGCGCUGCUUCAGGCUCUGAAGCAGAUUCCUCCUUUGAACUUGGAAACCAAAGACUAAUCGCAGUGUGACUUUUUUUUUUUUCUUUUUUCUUUUUUUUUUUUUUUUUUUUAGUUUGAGACUGUUUCACUUUUAUAUAUUGGCUGGACUGAGGUGUGGGGAUAAGGUUCACUGUGCAUAGGAAGCGAAAUCCCCUUUUCUCUGACUUGUCAGGUAGCUUGGAGAAGGAUGAAGGAUGUGCCUGGGUUAGCGAUUCAGAACUACUUCCAAAACUUAAAAAAAAAAAGGGUUUUCUGCUUUACCCCUUAACUUCUUCCCUCCCCGCAUCUACAGAACAACCGUUGGUCGGCUGUGACUGUAUUGCGAAGCUGUGAAAAAAUAUUCCAUUGGGCAGACUUGGCUUUAGGGUCCGCGGCUAUAAAAAUACGGUACUUCUCAUAAGGGCUUUUAAGGCAGCGGCCACCGUGCCGGUAGUUUGAGCUGAGCUGAUUCGGUGCCCCAUCAAUCGCCAGCGUCGAGGUGACCGGGGUGGCGGCGGUGGCGAUGCCACCCAGCGCGUCGGAGGAGCAGAGCAGCGGUCACUGCUUGGUCGUGCACAGUCAGGUAGACUUCAGACGGGUUUCUCUCCACACCUUUGCUGAUAUAUAUAUAUAUUUUUUAAGAAAUAAAAGGUAGAUGCUGCUUGGAAGCUUUACAUGGCGUACAUCUAAUAAAUAAAUUAACACGCGCCCCUUCCUGUAAGUUGAGCUGCUAGUUUGGGCCGGGUAGGGGAGAAAAAUCUCCUGAAGAUCACUUUGCUGCACCUGACUCCAGGCCUCUCUCCCGCUGCUGCUGGGCACUUUCUCCGGGCGUGUUCCGAGGGAAAUCCCGGGGGUUUCAGGAGUGCCGGCAGUGGGGGACCGGCCGGUGACGUCCUGACGCGUGGCGAGUCCAGAGCUUCGUGCAAGAGGGGGCAGUUCGGCCGGAACAUGCCCCCGUCAGUGCCUUUGAAAAAUGAAGAGGCUGGGAUUUUCAAAGGAGUCUAAUCCCGGGGCGGCUGGAGCAUCUCCAUUCCCGAGUCUCCUUGGCAAACCCUGGCCCACAUCACUGUAUCAAAGAGAGAGGGCUGGGGGCUGACACUUGUCCCGUUAAACUGUGAGGGUCUUUCUGCACAAGAACAUCUGGUCCGAUUCGGCUCUUUUUUAAUUAAAAAAAAGAAAA
Chroicocephalus ridibundus (black-headed gull) is the source of this 2457-nucleotide messenger RNA. RefSeq names its product basic helix-loop-helix family member e40 (gene BHLHE40). Gene Ontology annotation, molecular function: protein dimerization activity; RNA polymerase II cis-regulatory region sequence-specific DNA binding; DNA-binding transcription factor activity, RNA polymerase II-specific. Bases 76 to 1317 code for a protein of 413 amino acids. NCBI's taxonomy places the organism in Eukaryota, Metazoa, Chordata, Aves, Charadriiformes, Laridae. Gene Ontology annotation, cellular component: nucleus. The record is from RefSeq and is a predicted model, not a curated record. Gene Ontology annotation, biological process: anterior/posterior pattern specification; regulation of transcription by RNA polymerase II; circadian regulation of gene expression. The transcript is spliced from 5 exons.